GAAUAUAGGGACAUCAUUUUCCUGUUAAAAUACUCCCAGAUUAAGUCACUAUUCGUGAAUAGUUUCAAAGCUGCCCACGCUGCGAGUGGUUAUGCUCAGACAUUUAGGCAAGCCUAACGUAGACAUCGUAGGAAAGAAUAGCUGGGGGCUUCAUUACUCCCGGCGCUGUUUGUUGAACAGGUCAAUGUCUUCCAAGUGCACUGCUGGCAUCAUCAUCAUCGGGGAUGAAAUCACAAAAGGGAAAGUGGCUGACACCAAUUCUCAUUACGUGGCCCAGAAGCUCUAUUCACUGGGGGUAGAUGUACGCAAGAUAUCUGUCAUUCCUGAUGAAGUGGAUGUCAUUUCUGAGGAAGUGGCCCUCUUUUCCAAAAAGUUCACUCAUGUUGUGACUGCUGGGGGAAUCGGUCCAACUCAUGAUGACAUCACCUACCAAGCCAUUGCCCGUGGUCUCCAACAGAGGUUGAUCCUGUUGCCUGAUCUUGUGGCGCUCAUCAAAUCUCAUUUCAAGAUAACUGUCGCAGAUUAUGAUCCUCUGAAUCCUCCCACAUUUCCUUGGGAUGUGGAAACAAACAGUUUUGAUCCGGCACUGAAGAUGGCUCUGGUUCCGGCCACUAGUCGCUUGCAUCACGCCAACGGUAUCUCUGUUUUCCCCAUGGUCCAGGUGAACAACGUGUACAUCAUGCCGGGCAUCCCGCAAUACAUGAAACGGUGUUGCAGGCAUUUGGAAAUUCUAGCCCGAAAUCCCGAUUUCGCCUUUCUAUCUAAAGAAAUCUACGUCCAGGCGGAUGAAGUGCAUUUGGCGCCCAUUUUAAACGCAGCCGUCAAGCAAUUUGGAGCUCAUGUUUCGUUCGGUUCCUACCCUGUCAUAGGUCACAGUUACUACCGCACCAAAUUGACGAUGGAAUCCACCGAUCAGACCUGGCUAGACGCUGCCUAUCAGUACCUGUCGUCCGAGCUUCCAGCCGAUAGUAUCGUUUCCUACGACCCCACGGCCAUCGAGCGAGCAGCGGAAGCCAUUCAAGAUAUCAUCGGUGGCAAGGGAGCCCAUCAUCGCGAGCUCCAGGUCCCCGUAUCCAACGCCUAUCAGGCGAUUGAAGAAUGUCUUUCGCGUUACGAGCCGUCGGAGGUGUGCGUUUCGUUCAACGGCGGCAAGGACUGCAGCGCCCUGCUUCACCUGAUUCACGCGGCCUGGACUAAACGAAACAAAGGAUCGACAAGCGUUGGGUUGAGGUUACGAGCGCUCUACAUCCGCGGACAGGAUCCAUUCCCCGAGAUGGAACAGUUUAUCGAAGACACGCGACAAAGAUAUGAUUUGGAGUUGUGGACGGUUCCGGGACCCGUCCGUCCUGGAUUGAAGAUGGCCCUGGAAGAACAUCCCGAAAUCAAAGCGAUACUAAUGGGGACACGACGUAGCGAUCCUCACGCAGCCAAUCUCCAGGCCUUUCAGAUGACGGACGACGGCUGGCCAAGCGUGAUGAGAGUCAGCCCCAUACUGGACUGGUCGUAUCAACAAGUCUGGCUCUGCCUCCGCCAGCUCAGCCUUCCUUACUGCAACCUCUACGAUAGAGGGUAAGUUAUCAACCACUUCUUUAUUUAUUUUUUUCUUCUUCUUCUUCUUCUUUUUUUCCUCUUCUUUGUUGGUCUGUCAGUGCGCCGUGACGCUCUCACUUGCUGUACAUAAUGUACAGACAACGGUCUCUACCCCAUGGGGCACUAUGGGGUACUCUAGGAAUGAUGAUCAAUGGCCACCGAAGCCCAUCUAUAAAGAGAGAGAUAAAGAAAUGAGGUUUUUUUUGUGUGUGUGUGUGUGUGUGUGUGUGUGUGCGUGGGUCUUCCAUUGCGAGAAAAUGCAAAGCAUUUCUGGGGAUCAGCCCUUAGUCUUUUAUUUCGUGACUUUUUAUUUUAUUUUUAUUGUUUGCCGAUUCAAUUUUUGGACUUCCCGCGCCUUCGCGUUUUUCUUUUUUUUUUUUAUCUUGUGAAAAAAAAAGAAAAAAAGAAAGAAAUCCGACGGAUUUUUGAAUGAUGGUGGGGGGGGGGAGGCCCAGUUCCAAUGCGUCGCGGUUGAACAAGGAGCACUGAAGCUUUUGAUUGCUCUUGUUCCUCCCUCCCGUGUUUCCUCCCGCCUCUUUCUUUUCCUUACCAUUUCCGUUCUAUCCAUUUUUUCUUUUUUUCGUGUUUGACCUCCUCCGUCUUUCUUUCCGACCGCACCCGUUCGCCACUACCGCCUUUUCUGUCCGUCCGCGUCGGCUCGAUAAUAAAAAAAAAAGGAGAGAAGGGAAAAAAAGAAAAAAAAAAAAAAAAAAAAAGGAAAGCUUUCCGUCCUCCUCGAUACAACAUUGGAUGAUGGCGGGGAGGGAUGGUGUAUGCGCGCGUGUAUCGUACGUAUGUGGGCGGGGAGGGAGUCACGUUUGCGAUCGUCUACCUCGUCAAGAGAGGAGGCAACCAACUGGGGGUCUGACGUGAAACGAUAGAGAGGAGAGAAAGAGAGAGUCGAAGGGGUCCCGUUUCAGGAGUGUCACACCACCAGGCAGUCAGUCAGUCAGCCGCUACGAGCUGGAUCGGAUGGUGUCUGUCCGCCUGUCUGAUCCCCCCUUCCCUUCUUACCCUGCAUCUUGCAUUUGUUUUUGUUUGUGUUUGUGUUUGUUUUCUUUUUUUUUUUUUUUUAUUUCCUUAUUUUCUUUGCCUUUCGAUUCCUGUGCUGACCAUCUGUUACAUUUCAUGUUUUCUUUGACAUUUUCCCUUCA
This is a messenger RNA of Daphnia carinata, 2744 nucleotides long. Its product is annotated as FAD synthase-like. Bases 92 to 1573 code for a protein of 493 amino acids. Lineage: Eukaryota; Metazoa; Arthropoda; Branchiopoda; Diplostraca; Daphniidae. Gene Ontology annotation, biological process: FAD biosynthetic process. Gene Ontology annotation, molecular function: FMN adenylyltransferase activity. The record is from RefSeq and is a predicted model, not a curated record. The transcript has 4 exons.